Molecule: messenger RNA, 408 nt
Organism: Rodentolepis nana
Lineage: Eukaryota; Metazoa; Platyhelminthes; Cestoda; Cyclophyllidea; Hymenolepididae
Source: the annotation of a GenBank genome assembly
GGAAAUGGAGAAGAUCCACUUGAUUCGGUGUUCAAAGGAGGAAAUGGAGAAGACCCACCUGAUUCGGUGUCUAGCGGAGGAAAUGGUGAUGACCCACCUGAUUCGGUGUCCAGCUCUAAAGACAACGCAGACCCACCUGAUUCGGUACAACGACGGAAAGCCAGAGAUCCAUGUCCAGCCCUAAAGACAACGACGGAAAGACAGAGAUACUGGGAUCCAGCCCUAAAGACAAGUACGGAAAGCCAAAGAUACUGGUAUACAGGAGGAAAUGGAGAAGACCCACCUGAUUCGGUGUUCACCAGAGGAGGAAAUGGAGAAGACCCACCUGAUUCGAUGUCCAGCCCUAAAGACAAGUACGGAAAGCCAAAGAUACUGGUAUACAGGAGGAAAUGGAGAAGACCCACCUGA